CUUUAAGGCAAAUCUUUACAAUUGAAAUUAACCAAUCUGAAUUGAGUAUAAAUACCCUUGCGUCAGGCCAUUAUGAGUUUUCAUUUCAUAUUCACACGGGUUGGUGUGCGAGUAACCAUGUUCGGAACAGCAAAAACAUUCAAAGCGUGCUUAACCAUAUUAAUAAUCUUUCAAUUUUGUGCUAAUGUAUGUCAAAGCAAUCUUACGGUGCUAUCAUCCCCCAGACAAACCAAUUUUGGGGAUUGGGGAGACUUGGAGACGUGUCCAGAUGGGACAUUUGUCAUGGGAUUUCGUCUGAAAACAGAACCAUUUCAAGGUCCAUUGGAUGACACGGGAUUAAACGGCGUUCAGCUUUUAUGUGGAAAAGUUGGGGAAAGUUCGCGAUCAAUCCAAAGCAGGCGAAUACAGAGCCUGGUUGGGAAAUGGGGCAGCUGGGGUUCGUCGUACGAGUGCCCCCGGGGAUACGCCGUAGGAUUUCAAAUUCGAUCCGAAGCGUUUGAAGAAAGAAACGACAACACGGCUGCCAACAAUCUUAGAAUUUAUUGCUCUGGUACGAAAGGUUAUCUGGAGGGGGCUGGGUUGCAAUGGGGAAAUUGGAGCAACAUUCAGCUCUGCCCAUGGAAGUCUGUUAUAUGUGGACUGAGGACUCAAGUCCAGUCUCCACAAGGGCAUAACUCUGAUGAUACAUCCUUAAACAAUGUGGACAUGAAGUGCUGCGAAAUGUUAUGAUUUUACAAUAAUUGUUUUUUAAAUUAUAUUUUUUGUGCCCCUCAGUAUUUUACUAUUUAUAAAAAUAAAUAUUCAUUUGUAAA
Folsomia candida is the source of this 812-nucleotide messenger RNA. RefSeq names its product vitelline membrane outer layer protein 1. The transcript is spliced from 4 exons. The coding region runs from base 73 to 729 and encodes 218 amino acids. Lineage: Eukaryota; Metazoa; Arthropoda; Collembola; Entomobryomorpha; Isotomidae. The record is from RefSeq and is a predicted model, not a curated record.